UUAACCUUCCAAAUCGCUUGGUGUCAUUCCCAUAGUCGAAGUUAAUAAGAACAAGAAGAAGAAACUUCAGUCGAAAAAUCGAAAUCGUCACCAAAGGGCUACGUGAACAAUGGCGAGCGGAAAUACUCCUACACUAGCGUUGCGAUCCGCGAAAGGAGUUGAAGUGUGGAAGACCGAACAACAGAAACAACAGCUCACAUUUCUUCCGGACGCGAGGUUUACUCCCGACCAGAGUAAAUCUUGCCGCGCUAUUGUUUAUAGCCCCGACGGACGAUUUCUAGCCUGGGCCAAUGGUUCGACGGUGCAGCUGUGCCGGGUGGGGCCCGGCGGUUGGAAGGCACACGCGUCCCUCCCCCGUCCGAAAGCCUGCCAUCUGCUAUUUUCCCCGCUCAGCAACUACCUAAUGACGUGGGAAGUGUACACCGAAAAUCCGACGGAGACGCCGAAGGAGAAACCAAAUCUGUUCAUCUACCGGGCGGAAACGGGCGAGGAGGUGUUCUCCAUCAUCCAGAAGCGUCACCAGGACUGGCAGAUGCACUGGAGCUGCGACGAAAGCAUUGCCGCUCUGUUGGUCGGCGGAGAGGCACUCUUCUAUGAACAUGGCCCAUCCGGGCCCGGCUUUGGCCAGGUGGUGAAGCGUUUCGGCAGCCUCCGGAACGGGGGUAUCUCGGUUGCACCGGGACCCUCGCCACCGCACAUCGGUGUCUACAUGCCGGGCACGAAGGGUGCCCCAUCGAUGUGCCGGCUGUUCAAGUAUCCGAACCUGGAGCUGAACCAACCGGUCGCGUCGAAAAGCUUCUUCCAAGCGGACAAGGUAGACAUGAUGUGGAACCGGAAGGGCACCGGGUUGAUACUGAUGACCAGCACCGAUGUCGACACGUCCGGUGUGUCCUACUACGGCAAGCAGGCACUGCACUACAUGACUCCCAAGGGCGAUUCGUGCGGCAUUCAGCUGAAAGCGGAAGGGCCCAUCCACGAUGUGGCCUGGAGCCCCAAAUCGACCGAGUUUUGUGUGGUGUACGGUUUCAUGCCUGCCCAGGCUACGCUGUUCAAUCUGAAGUGUGACAUAGUGUACGAGUUCGAACCGGGCAACAGGAACUCGAUCUUCUACAACGAUUUCGGCAAUCUGAUCCUGUUUGGAGGGUUCGGAAACUUGCCCGGGUACAUCGAGACGUGGGAUCUGCCGAGGCGUAAAAAGCUGGCCAGCUUUAAAGCGCCCGAUACGACGUUGCUUGAGUGGCAUCCGGCAGGGGACAAAUUCCUGACCGCUACGACGGCACCACGUCUUCGCAUGUCGAACGGCUUCAAAGUUUGGCACUAUUCGGGCGCCCUGUUCGGCGAGUACGAUUGGUCCGGGGAGCUGCUGGAAGUCAUCUGGCAGAAGUACCCACCGGGCACGUACAAAGAACCGGCCAUUUCGGACGAGAAAAUUGAGGGCAUUGUGUCCGCCACACCCGUUGCCAGCAAGCAGAAAUACAUUCCGCCCGGUGCACGGGGCCAUGUUACCGUUACGGCCAGCGGAGAAACCAUCGACGUGAGACCACCGAUCCCGGGACUUCCGGUCGGGUACCGUUCUGCCGUGCAGAUUAAAAACAGCAGAAAGAGCAAGAAAGCUGCCAACAAAGCAGCAGCAGCGGCGGCUGCUGCUACUUCCUCCCCUGCAAAUGAGGGGGUAACGGGUGGAGAAACCACCACGAGUGUGGCCGCUCCCCUGCCCGCUGCUUCCAAAAAGCAGACGGCAAAGAAAAACGCUAAAAACAACCAUGCCAAUACCGGUGAUUUGGCCAAUGGAAACGCCACCACUACCAACAACACCAAGUCGAGCGGUGGUUCUGCGACGAACGAUGGGGACACCCGGCCGCAGAAAGCAUCACCCACCGGUGAUCCGAACAAGGAUAAAAAAAUUAAAGCAAUCCACAAGAAGCUGAAGGACAUUAAGGUGCUAAAGGAGAAGCACGAGCGUGGUGAAUCGCUCGUGCCGACGCAGAUUGCAAAAAUGAACUCCGAAAGCCAAUUGAUGAAGGAGCUCGAAACGCUAAAGGUGGCCUGAAGCGG
Molecule: messenger RNA, 2055 nt
Organism: Anopheles maculipalpis
Lineage: Eukaryota; Metazoa; Arthropoda; Insecta; Diptera; Culicidae
Gene: eIF2A
Product: eukaryotic translation initiation factor 2A
Exons: 2
Coding region: 110-2050 (646 amino acids)
Biological process (GO): translational initiation
Cellular component (GO): cytosolic small ribosomal subunit
Molecular function (GO): translation initiation factor activity; protein binding; ribosome binding
Source: RefSeq, a predicted model, not a curated record